CUGCUAUCUAUGCUUUAGGAAACAUUUGUUCGGAACUUUUGAGCACCCAGACUUGAUCUUCGAUUUGCGUUCUUAUCUUAGCAUAUCCUACUUGCAUAAACUAACGUUAAUCGGUGCAAUUAAGCCAUCAAUGUCUGAUUGUGGAGGCAGCGCCACUGCGGAAAAUGCGAACAACGAUCCAACACUGAAGAAACCAGUAUCUUCGAAGCGGCUACCAAUCGACAAUAAACAUGACGACUCUCCAAGCGACAGGAUUAGCUCUCGCUGUACACGAAGUCCUCAGAAAAACCGACAUGGGAGAAGAAUUCGCUGGGCACCACUAAAUAUCGGUCUCGAACGACGCCUACAGACAUUUGUGGUUCUUUGCCAUACAUUAACAAUUGCUAUCUUCUUGACCAUCUUUUUCUUCUCAUGCGCCAUCCCACUUUUAUGGCCCGUCCUAAUACCGUAUUUAAUCUACAUUUCUCUCUUUUCGACAACUGCUACCUCGGGGAGCCUGGGCGGUCGCUGUAAUCUCCUGCGCUCCCUUCGCAUCUGGAAAAUAUAUGCAUCCUACUUCCCAGCCCGCUUACACCGAUCCGAACACCUCCCACCGACAAGGAAAUAUAUCUUUGGGUAUCAUCCGCAUGGCAUCAUAUCACAUGGUGCUUUUGCAGCGUUUGCUACCGAGGCUCUUGGGUUUUCCGAGCUCUUUCCCGGAAUCACAAACACCCUUUUAACGCUUGACUCGAAUUUCCGGAUUCCAUUUUACAGAGAGUACGCCCUUGCUAUGGGAAUAGCCAGCGUGUCCCGCGAAUCCUGUGAGAAUAUCCUUACUCAAGGGGGCAUUGAUGGAGAAGGAAUGGGACGUGCGAUCACUAUUGUCAUUGGUGGCGCCCGUGAAUCGCUUGAUGCUUUACCCCAGACCUUACGCCUUGUUCUUAAGCGCAGAAAGGGAUUUAUCAAGUUAGCUAUACGCACAGGUGCUGAUCUUGUGCCUGUAUUAGCAUUUGGCGAGAAUGAUCUUUAUGAACAAAUACGCUCCGAAGACCACCCAGUCAUCCACAAGUUUCAGAUGCUUGUUAAACGUGUGAUGGGCUUUACAAUUCCUCUAUUUCAUGCGCGUGGUAUCUUCAACUAUGAUGUUGGGUUGAUGCCCUACCGUCGACCACUCAAUAUCGUGGUGGGUCGCCCUAUCAGGGUAACUCAGCAAAGAGACAGAGAAAAGUUAGACGAUAACUAUAUCGAUCUACUUCACACGAUGUAUGUGCAAGAACUAGAGAGACUAUGGGCGCAGUGGAAAGACCUCUAUGCUAAAGACAGAUUGUCCGAGAUGGAAAUCAUUGCAUGAGGAGCAUAAGAAAUCGUGAUUAACGUCUUCCGAGGGGCCGGGACAGUGGGAAUAUCAUCCAAGAUUUGACUGUAGCUCCGGGCUGCGAUAAUCUCAGUUUCAAGUAUUCUGACCCGGAGGUGAGCACUAUGUGAUUAUAAAUAAGAGCCACUGAAGCUGAGAGAGCUUGCGUGAACUCCCGAAUAAUACCGUCUAAGAAAC
This is a messenger RNA of Aspergillus saccharolyticus JOP 1030-1, 1531 nucleotides long. Its product is annotated as diacylglycerol acyltransferase type 2A. The coding region runs from base 131 to 1330 and encodes 399 amino acids. Gene Ontology annotation, biological process: triglyceride biosynthetic process. Gene Ontology annotation, cellular component: endoplasmic reticulum membrane. The transcript has 2 exons. Gene Ontology annotation, molecular function: diacylglycerol O-acyltransferase activity. The record is from RefSeq and is a predicted model, not a curated record. Lineage: Eukaryota; Fungi; Ascomycota; Eurotiomycetes; Eurotiales; Aspergillaceae.